GAAGUAGGUUUCCAUCAAAGUUUUGUGUUGCAGGAUUGGGUCUUUAGGGCCCAACAUGAACGGGGUGAUUUUGUUUGCUGUGUUUUGUUGGCUGGCGUCUGCAGUGUCUUGUGUUCCGCUUGCAGCUGCAGAUGCCACUCAAUCUGAGCCGAGAGGGGACGUCCCAAUGGGAGAGCAUGAGGGCCAAAGGCCUGAGCCGGACAUCCAUCUGCAGGUUAUGCCUGACGUGCAUAUGCCUCAGCCGCAGUCUACAACUCCCCCUAAACCAGCAGCACCCACCCCUGGGCUACACACAGGCUCAGCAACACAGGCUCUUCUUCCCACAGUCCAGUUUCCACAAGCUGGACCUCAGUCCCCCAUAAUUCCACAGUACAGGCUUCCACAUGGCUUCCUGCUCGGUCAGCCUGAGGGCUUCAUGGUCUACAUCCCACAGUACACCCCGUACGGAGUCGUGCUGGUCCCGGCUGUGUUCCCACAGUUCCCACAGCAUGGGGCUGCUGUGUCCCAAGGCUCCCAGUUGCCCCAGCCAGGAGAUCCAAGCCUAACACAGCAACAACAACAUCAACAUCAACAGCAGCAGCAGCAGACUAAACAGGUUGGAGCAUCGGGUGGGGUCAGCUCUGAAGAACUCGAACAGACGAGAAUGCAGCAGGGGAACACAAGGGUUCAGGCUUCAGUCGCCAUCCCCAGUGCGGAGCCUCUCCAUCCAGUCAUGUCUGUCAACCCAAUGAUGCCCCUUGGGCCUUUGUUGCCCUUUGGCCCACUGCCAGCAGAGAUGCCUGGCAUAGUAGUGAAUGAUCCCUCUUUGGUGACAGCGGGUGUGCCUGUGCCAGUGGCCAUUCCUGCCCAUGAGGUUACGCUGGCAGGCCUUGAGAAGCACCUACACCCCACUGACACAGCAAGUGUGCAAGCACCAAACGCCAGCCAUCAGCCCAAUGAAGCACCAACCUCGGCAGACACACAGCUCACAACACAGACCCCAACGACUGAACCACCAUGGAGACAGGAUGUCAUGGGAACAGGCCUACCUGUUUUGGCAGUGAAAUAAUUUUUGAGUUAAAUGAUAACAUUUUUAAAUGAUAAAAUGUUUAAUUUGUUUGUAAGAAAACUGUUUUAAUUAUUGAUUUAUCUAAAGCUGGAUGUGAGCUGGUCGUUACAUUCCACAAGACAUUAUAAGAUAUUACAAGAUGCACAUUAUGUGGAUACAGUAUACAUUUAUUGUGUACUGAUAAAUCACUGACCUAAUUUAAUCCUGAAUGCACAUCAUCAAGCACAAUAAUGGUCAAUGAUAUACAGUUUUUAAUAUGCUCUGUUUAGUAAAUGUAUGCAUGUA
This is a messenger RNA of Engraulis encrasicolus (European anchovy), 1333 nucleotides long. RefSeq names its product DNA translocase FtsK-like. The record is from RefSeq and is a predicted model, not a curated record. The transcript has 5 exons. The coding region runs from base 56 to 1048 and encodes 330 amino acids. Lineage: Eukaryota; Metazoa; Chordata; Actinopteri; Clupeiformes; Engraulidae.